Xenia sp. Carnegie-2017 is the source of this 306-nucleotide messenger RNA. Its product is annotated as zinc transporter 7-like. The record is from RefSeq and is a predicted model, not a curated record. NCBI's taxonomy places the organism in Eukaryota, Metazoa, Cnidaria, Anthozoa, Malacalcyonacea, Xeniidae. The coding region runs from base 1 to 306 and encodes 101 amino acids. The transcript is spliced from 2 exons.
AUGGUUAAGAGCGUCAGCAAAACUUUGUUUAAACUCGCUGUGGGUCAUGGUCAUGAUGGUCAUGGUCAUGAUGGUCAUGGUCAUGGUGGUCAUGGUCAUGGUAGUCAUGAUCAUGAUGGUCAUGGUCAUGAUGGUCAUGGUCAUGGUAGUCAUGGUCAUGAUGGUCAUGGUCAUGAUGGUCAUGAUCAUGAUGGUCAUGGUCAUGGUAGUCAUGGUCAUGGUGGUCAUGGUCAUGGUCAUGGUCAUGGUAGUCAUUGUCAUGAUAGUCAUGUUCCUCAUCCUUCUCCACGCUCAAAUUAUCAGUAA